CGCGCCCCCGCGGGUCCCGGCGUGAGGAGACUCGGCGGCUGGAGCCGUCACCCCGGGCGGGGACCCUGCGCAGGCUACUACGCGCGGCGGCCCGGCCGAGGGAGGGAGCGAGCGAGCGGGCGGGCGGCGGCGGCGGCGGCGGCUGGCGCCCGAGGGGCCGAGCGAGGUUGCAAACCAUGGCUGUGUGGAUACAAGCCCAGCAGCUCCAAGGCGAUGCCCUUCAUCAGAUGCAAGCAUUAUAUGGUCAGCAUUUCCCCAUUGAGGUGCGACAUUAUUUAUCCCAGUGGAUUGAAAGCCAAGCUUGGGACUCAAUAGAUCUUGAUAAUCCACAGGAGAACAUUAAGGCCACCCAGCUCCUGGAGGGCCUGGUGCAGGAGCUGCAGAAGAAGGCGGAGCACCAAGUGGGGGAAGAUGGGUUCUUACUGAAGAUCAAGCUGGGGCACUAUGCCACGCAGCUCCAGAACACAUAUGACCGCUGCCCCAUGGAGCUGGUCCGCUGCAUCCGGCAUAUUCUGUACAACGAGCAGAGGCUGGUCCGCGAAGCCAACAAUGGUACUUCUCCAGUUGGAAGUCUUGCUGACACCAUGUCCCAGAAACACCUCCAGAUCAACCAGACGUUUGAGGAGCUGCGACUGGUCACACAGGACACAGAGAAUGAGCUGAAGAAGCUGCAGCAGACUCAAGAGUACUUCAUCAUCCAGUAUCAGGAGAGCCUGAGGAUCCAGGCUCAGUUUGCCCAGCUGGCCCAGCUGAAUCCACAGGAGCGCCUGAGCCGGGAGACGGCCCUCCAGCAGAAGCAAGUGUCCCUGGAGGCCUGGCUGCAGCGGGAGGCCCAGACGCUGCAGCAGUACCGUGUGGUGAGUGGGAUCCGCGUCCUCUCCUCCCAAGCCUUGAGGUGCACAUCCCAAGGGGCGCGGGGAAGCCGAGAGAGGGCUAGAGCCAGGAAGAGAGCAGGACCCAGCAGAGCUGGAGGCCAGAUCGUUCUCUUCCGUGGGGGGCAUGUGGGCAGAGCAGGUUGGGAAGAGGGGAAGGCCUGGGCCUGGGGCCUGGUCCCUGGCCCCCAGCCCUGCCUCCCGCGGCCUGCAGUUGGGCGUGUUCUCCCCACUUGCCUUCAGGAGCUGGCCGAGAAGCACCAGAAGACCUUGCAGCUGCUGCGGAAGCAGCAGACCAUCAUUCUGGAUGAUGAACUGAUCCAGUGGAAGCGGCGGCAGCAGCUGGCGGGGAACGGAGGGCCCCCCGAGGGCAGCCUGGAUGUGCUGCAGUCCUGGUGCGAAAAGUUGGCCGAGAUCAUCUGGCAGAACCGGCAGCAGAUCCGCAGAGCUGAGCACCUCUGCCAGCAGCUGCCCAUCCCUGGCCCAGUGGAGGAGAUGCUAGCUGAGGUCAAUGCCACCAUCACAGACAUCAUCUCAGCCCUGGUGACCAGCACAUUCAUCAUCGAGAAGCAGCCCCCUCAGGUCCUGAAGACCCAGACCAAGUUUGCAGCGACGGUGCGCCUGCUGGUGGGCGGGAAGCUGAACGUGCACAUGAACCCCCCCCAGGUGAAGGCCACCAUCAUCAGUGAGCAGCAGGCCAAGUCACUGCUCAAGAAUGAGAAUACCCGCAACGACUACAGUGGAGAGAUCCUGAACAACUGCUGUGUGAUGGAAUACCACCAAGCCACCGGCACCCUGAGCGCGCACUUCAGGAACAUGUCCUUGAAGCGAAUUAAGAGGUCUGACCGUCGUGGAGCAGAGUCAGUGACUGAAGAAAAAUUUACAAUCCUGUUCGAAUCACAGUUCAGUGUUGGUGGAAAUGAGCUGGUUUUUCAGGUCAAGACUCUCUCCCUCCCGGUGGUGGUGAUUGUCCAUGGCAGCCAGGACAACAAUGCGACGGCCACUGUUCUUUGGGACAAUGCUUUUGCAGAGCCUGGCAGGGUGCCAUUUGCCGUGCCCGACAAAGUGCUGUGGCCGCAGCUGUGUGAGGCGCUCAACAUGAAAUUCAAGGCCGAAGUGCAGAGCAACCGGGGCCUGACCAAGGAGAACCUCGUGUUCCUGGCACAGAAACUGUUCAACAGCAGCAGCAGCCACCUUGAAGACUAUAAUGGCAUGUCCGUGUCCUGGUCCCAGUUCAACAGGGAGAAUUUGCCAGGACGAAAUUACACUUUCUGGCAGUGGUUUGAUGGUGUGAUGGAAGUGUUAAAAAAACAUCUCAAGCCUCAUUGGAAUGAUGGGGCCAUUUUGGGUUUCGUGAACAAGCAACAGGCCCAUGACCUACUCAUUAACAAGCCUGAUGGGACCUUCUUGCUGAGAUUCAGCGACUCUGAAAUCGGUGGCAUCACCAUUGCUUGGAAGUUUGAUUCUCAGGAAAGAAUGUUUUGGAAUCUGAUGCCUUUUACCACCAGAGACUUCUCCAUCCGGUCCCUGGCUGACCGCUUAGGGGACCUGAAUUACCUUAUCUACGUAUUUCCUGAUCGGCCAAAAGAUGAAGUGUACUCCAAAUACUACACACCAGUUCCAUGCGAGCCUGCCACUGCUAAAGCGGCGGACGGAUACGUGAAGCCACAGAUCAAGCAAGUGGUCCCUGAGUUUGUGAAUGCGUCUGCAGACUCUGCCGGGGCCAACGCCACCUACAUGGACCAGGCCCCCUCCCCAGCCGUGUGCCCCCAGGCUCAUUAUAACAUGUACCCACAGAACCCUGACCCCGUCCUUGACAAUGAUGGGGACUUUGAUCUGGAUGACACAAUGGAUGUGGCGCGGCGUGUGGAAGAGCUCUUGGGCCGACCUAUGGACAGUCAGUGGAUCCCUCACGCGCAGUCAUGACGCCCCCAUCUCCAUCUUUAGCUUCUUCGUCCUCGCCAGAGGAGUUACUCUUGUGGAUGUUUUAAUUCCAUGAAUCGCUUCUCUUUGGAAACAAUACUCAUAAUGUGAAGUGUUAAUACUAGUUGUGACUUUAGUGUUUCUGUGCAUGGUGGCACCAGUGAAGGGAACGUGUGUGAGUGUGUGAGUGUGAGGGUGUGUGGGUGUGUGUGUGGGUGAGUUUUCACAUUGGGCUGUUUCUCCCCCUUGCUGUCCAGAGUUUAGUUGCAGCACUGGGGCCAUAAACAGUGGCUGUGGUUGUUUUAACCUUGUGUAAAAGGCAGUAGUUCCGUGAACCCUGGAAUUUGGCCAUGUGUCCAGAGGGUGGCUGAACUUUGACAUGUGGCUGUUCAAGUCAGAGAAGGACAAAGGGAGGAGAAAGCACCUCUCCUGUGAGAUUUGUCACUGUGUCUGCAAAGCAAUUGAUAUAUAACCGUGAUUGUCUCUGCUUUCCUCUGAAAUGUACAAAUUGCCUUUUGAAAAAGAAAGCCGUCCUCCCUCCUUCCCUCUCCCUGACUCCCAUUUUCCUGGGCAGGGAUGGGAAAAAGCGGGGAUAUACAGUGAUUGUUGGGGCAAGGGAAGUCACGGGUUGUCUGAUGGGUAGUUGCUUUUUAAGUAACACUGAACCCGUCUACAUGUUCUCUCCUUCCCCCUCCUUCCAUCCACUGUGUGAAUUGCCCCUCAGUUCUGUGUGUGUGCACAUGCGCAGACACGUUUGAUGAACCAGAGAAAAGAAAAGAGGGUCACAUAACCGCAGCUUACAGUGCUGAUGUCCUUUGUGUCGCAGCCAGAGUGGAAGGCCAGGCUGUGACCCACAGGCGCUGAGAAAGCUGCCUUGCCACCCGGGGCAGCUGCCCUCUGGUCUGCCCGUCCUUCCGCCCGAGCACGGCUACCCCACGGCUUACUGAUGGUGGCCACUCGCACAGGCUGACUGGUGUUUUGUUUCUAAAUCGGGACUUCUUGUUUUGCUCUUCCCAGCGUAAUCUGAUAUCACAGCCCUUUCUUCCUGUGGCAGGUCCUGUGCCAUUCACACCCAGGUCACCUCGAUUCCCUUCACUGUCCACACGGGCCAUCUCAGGGAGGGGCCGGUGGGGGUGCAGUUCGAACCCGGGGCCAGCGUGCUCAGCGACGUGGUUGCCCACUUGGUACGGGCCACUGGGUGUCAGCGUUGGUAAUCUGGGGCAACACAGUCAGUGGGUUUCCUAGGAAGUUUGGUAAGCUGCAGAAACCAAACAAAACAGCUUCAGUACAACGUCCAUGAUUUCUUCCAUAGCUUUACCCCAGAAGGAAGGAACGGUCUAUCGCAGUCAGGUGGGAAGAGGGGGAAGCAGGUAUAGCUUUCGGGGUAGGCCUAAAGGUCACUCACCCCCGGCCCCCUUCUCCAAAAGAAGGAAUGACCACACCAGGAGAGAAUGGCCCUAAAAACCUUAUUUUUAUACAUGUGAGUAAAUAAACAUAUUUUUUUUACAAAAAUGACUUCUGAAUUUAUCAGUGUUUUGAUGUUAAAGGAAAAUAUUUCUCUGUAGUAAAUUAUUUAUUGGAAGAUGACUUUUUAAAAGCUGCUGUUUGCCCUGGCUUGGUUUCAUACACUGAUUUAUUUUUCUAUGCCAGGCAGUAGAAUCUCUCUGCCUCUGAGGAGCAGGCCAACCCUUCCAUGAUACCAGCAGUGACAUAGGAUGUCGCUAAGCCCUUUACAUACCCCUCAAGAUUUGAUUAAAAUUCCACCCAUGAGGAUGAGUGUUGGGGAAGCGGGAGGAGGAGGCCUGACCGCUCUCGGACCCAGUCAGAAAGAGCCCUUCCCUGCCUGCCCCUUGGACUUCACCAGCACCGGCCCCUGAGUGCCCUGAGUGCCGUGGCAGGCCGGCCGGGAGCUCAGCGGCCCCGACGGGGCGGGACUGACAUACUUUCACGUUGGCAGGGACCCAGCCCCAGGGUGUGCUGUGGGCAGAGCUUGUCCUUGACGGUUGGCACUGGAGAUUGGGGGGACAGGAGACGAAGAGCGUGGCUGCCCCGAGCAGAGGGGUCCCAUGCUGGUACGGUCGCUGACCUGUCCUCCGUUUUCCUGAGGCUGCGCCGAUAGAUGGGAGAGAUGUUUGACUGAAAGGUAUGCUCGCUAUCUGCGUUGUGUUUUCUCUUUUCUCCCUGUUCCUGCAAACCACAAAAGAGGCAGUGGCAAGUCUUGACCUCCUCUGCCUCUCACUCACCCCCAGACACGCACACACAUAAGUCAUCAAAUGUUUCAAUGUGUGGUAUGUGCCGGGUUUUUGUAGGGGGGUGGGGAGACUAAAAGUGAAUAGAACUUAAAGUGGAAGUAUACUUUUUAUAAUUUUUCUUUUUAAAACUUUGUGAAAUUAUUUCAGAUACAUAUUUUAGUGUUGAGGCAGAUUAGUAUGUAGCCACCAAAAAAGUAUUGUGUACAAUCUGGGGCAGUCACAAAAUUGUGUAUUUUAUGUUACAAUAAAGGCUUCCUCUGAAGGGACAA
Leopardus geoffroyi (Geoffroy's cat) is the source of this 5316-nucleotide messenger RNA. It is a transcript of the gene STAT5B, whose product is annotated as signal transducer and activator of transcription 5B. The transcript is spliced from 18 exons. Bases 177 to 2798 code for a protein of 873 amino acids. Gene Ontology annotation, molecular function: RNA polymerase II cis-regulatory region sequence-specific DNA binding; DNA-binding transcription factor activity, RNA polymerase II-specific. NCBI's taxonomy places the organism in Eukaryota, Metazoa, Chordata, Mammalia, Carnivora, Felidae. Gene Ontology annotation, biological process: cytokine-mediated signaling pathway; regulation of transcription by RNA polymerase II; regulation of cell population proliferation. The record is from RefSeq and is a predicted model, not a curated record.